This is a messenger RNA of Aedes aegypti (yellow fever mosquito), 1350 nucleotides long. RefSeq names its product phospholipid phosphatase 5. Gene Ontology annotation, biological process: phospholipid metabolic process. The record is from RefSeq and is a predicted model, not a curated record. Gene Ontology annotation, molecular function: phosphatidate phosphatase activity. Bases 296 to 1216 code for a protein of 306 amino acids. The transcript is spliced from 4 exons. NCBI's taxonomy places the organism in Eukaryota, Metazoa, Arthropoda, Insecta, Diptera, Culicidae.
UCUAAGCGCUGCUGUGUCGCACUUCCCACGAGUCACCCUCACGUUUUGUGGGUAGGGAAGGGUGUUUAGGAAGAGGUAACCACGUCUAUCGUCCCGUCGAGUAGCGUCUGUACAGGUGUAUUCCUGCCAUUCGCUUCAUUCGAUUUACGGUGCUGACUUGAAGCAGAAGGCCUCGCUGGAAUUGUGACCAUAAGAAAACCUUUAAGUUUGACGAAUCCCUUGCUCCGACCGGAUAUCAACACAGGAAUUAGAAGGAAAGUGAAUGUUUCUUGCCUAAUCGUCCACACACCGAAGGAUGAACAAAAAUGGAUCUGUCACAACUCCAGCUACGCCUGUCAGCAAAAGCACCAGCAUCAAUGGCAACGGGGUCGCUUCAGCAAAUAUCAACCUGUUUCAGGAGAUCGUGAUACGCCUGAUGCUCUUCGGCUUAUACUUCUACUUCGAGUUGAAGGAAGCCUUCGUUCGAGUGAUCCAUCCGGAGGAAAUGUGGCUCUACAAGAACCCCAUCAGCCCCAGCUACGUCCCCCUGGCACUGCUGUACCCGGCCGUCUUCGGUCUGGUGGGGCUGGUCAUCAUUGGAUACUUCAUCCGCAGCCGGGACUUUCAGGACUUCAAGUGCGCUUGGCUGGGCUUCUCGCUGGCCUGCACCCUGAACGGAGCCAUCACCGACGUGAUCAAGGUCAGCGUCGGACGACCGCGGCCGGACUUCUUCUAUCGCUGCUUUCCGGAUGGGCAGAUGAAUGAAGACAUGGCGUGCACCGGGGACGCCUGGACGGUUAAGGACGGACGUAAGAGCUUCCCCAGCGGGCAUUCUUCGUUUGCUUUUGCGGCCCUGGGCUACCUGGCGUGGUACCUAUUCGCCAAGCUACAUGUCUUUACCGAGCGAGGUAGAGGGCAGACGUGGCGUUUGCUAGCUUCCGGUGGACCGUUGUUUGCAGCAUUGAUGGUCGCCAUAAGUCGGACCUGUGACUACCACCAUCACUGGCAGGACGUGACGGUGGGAUCGCUGAUUGGAUUAACCGUGGGUUACCUAAGUUAUCGACAGUAUUAUCCGCCGCUCGAUUCGCGACAUUGUUAUCUACCGUACAGUUCGGAAGUGAUAUCCCCUAACUCGAAUAGAAAAUCCGUCUCUAAAAGGGACCAAGUGCCAGAUGAGUCUGAAUCGGACACUAAAAUGUUACUGGGAGGUGAAGAAAAGGAGAGCAAGUGGACAUAGCUCUAGACUUUUCUCAACAUUAGUGGCAUUUUAGUAGAAUACGGAUCACAUAGGUACCUUCCUAUAGAAACUUCGAUUGUGAUAUAAAGCUUAUGUGUUAUUUAGAAUCUGAUCAUACAAAACAAACAUAACAG